GCGGGCCGCGGCGGCCGAGCCCCGGCGAGACAGCGGCGGAAAGUGCCACGACUCCACACGGCCGCGGCGGCGAGGCGGGACCGCGACCCGGCACGGGCACAGAAGAAUAAGGCAAGGAUGGAUGUGUAUGACCCUCAAACGCUGGGUGUUAUGGUCUUUGGAGGUUUCAUGGUGAUAUCAGCCAUCGGGAUCUUCCUGGUGUCCACCUUCUCUAUGAAGGAGACGUCUUACGAGGAAGCCUUGGCCAAGCAACGCAAAGAGCUUGAGAAGACCCAGCAGCAGAAGAUAGAGAAAAAGAAAAAAGAGAAACCUGUGGAGAAAAAAGGAAAAGCAAAGAAAAAGGAAGAGAAACCUAAUGGAAAGAUCCCAGAGCAGCAGGUGGCUCAGGAAGUGACAGAUUCUCCCAAGGAUGUGGUUCUCGAGCCUGCCAUGGUGCCUGAGCCUGUACCUGUUGAGUCUUCCAUCGCAGCGGUGUCAGUUCCCCCCCAGGAAAAGGAGAAACCUGCUCCCUCGCCUAAGGAGAAGAGGAAGAAGGAGAAGAAGGUGGCGAAGGUAGAGCCUGCUCCUAGCCCUUUGGUGGCUUCUCCUCCCAUCAGCGUCCCCAAAAGUUCUCCUGUCUUGGAGGUGACCCCGAAGGAGGUGCCAGUGGUGGCUGUGCCGCCGGUUGGCACACAGCAAAGCGCUCCGCAGCUCGGCUCCGUUCCCGUCAAGAAAACAGAGGCUCUUCUGAUCCAUGAGGAGCAGAAGCAUGAUGGACCUGUCAAGAAGAAGGCUGCAUCCAAGAAGAAGAGUGAGCCGGCACCCGUGGACUCAGAUGGGCCCCUCUACCUGCCGUACAAGACGCUUGUCUCCACUGUCAGCAGCAUGGUGUUCAGCGAGGGGGAGGCCCAGCAGCUCAUUGAGAUCCUGACGGAGAAAGCGGGCAUUAUCCAGGACACCUGGCACACGGCCACUCAGAAGGGUGACCCAGUGGCUGUCCUGAAACGCCAGCUGGAAGAGAAGGAGAAGCAGCUCGCUGCUGAGCAGGAAGAUGCAUCUGCUGCCAGAAACAAGCUGCGGGAGCUGGGCAAGGAGCUGUCUGCUGAGCGGGCCAAGGCAGUGGCUGCAGAGGGCAAGCUGAAGGAGCAGCUGGUGGCCCGCGAGCGGGAGCUGGCAGCGCUGCAGGCGCGCAUGCAGGCCAGCUACCAGGACCACAUCAGCGAAACUCAGCAGCUCCAGGGCAAGAUCCGGACCCUGCAGGAGCAGCUGGAGAAUGGCCCCAACACACAGUUGGCUCGCCUGCAGCAGGAGAACUCUAUCCUGAGGGACGCCCUCAACCAGGCCACCAGCCAGAUGGAGAGCAAGCAGAAUGCUGAGCUGGCCAAGCUCCGGCAAGAAUGCAACAAACUGAUGAAAGAGCUCUCUGAGAAAUCAGAGGGGCUGCAGCAAGAGGAGCAACAGAGGAAGAGCUGGGAGGUGAAGGCAGCGGCCUCGGAGAAGCAGAUUGAGCAGCUGCAGGCUUCCCAAAGGGAGCUGGAGGCAACACUGCAGAAGAGGCUGGAGGAAGUAAGCGAUGAGCUCCGCAAAACCCAGAGCAGCUACAAGAGCUUGGUAGCAGAUGCAGAAAAGGCCAAAGGACAGCAACAGAGCAUUGCUGAACUGCAGGCCAAGCUGCUGAGCUCGGAAGCAGACGUUAAAAGUAAGUUGCUGGAGCUGGACAGUGUGAAGGGGAAACUGCAAGAUGCCAGUUUGGAGAAUACGAAGCUCCUGGAGAGGAUCAAAUCUAUUGAAUCUCUACUGGAGGCCAACCAGAGGAGAGAGGCAGAAAAAGACAGAGACGUGCAGGCAGCCAAUGAAGCUGAAAUGAAGCAGCUACAGUCAAGGCUCCAGGAGAAGACAGAGCAGCUCUCAUCCUUGGAAAGGGAAGCCACGGAGCUGCGAGAGGUGGUGGAGCAGCAGAAGGUGAAAAACAAUGACCUUCGUGAGAAGAACUGGAAAGCAAUGGAAGCGUUGGCCACGGUGGAGAAGGCGUGUGAAGAGAAAUUACUUGCUGCUACAAAAGCAAAGGAAGAGCUGACCCAACAGCUGGAUGCACUCCAGGCACAAACCAAGCAGACGCUGCUCUCCGCCCUCCCUGGGCUCGUGGUGUCCUCACAGCAGGAUUAUGCCACGUGGCUACAAGAGUUUAAGGAGAAGGUUGUGGGUGUGCUAAAGCAGCAGACAACUACAACAGAGCCUCCUGAUUCAGCACUUAAAGAGGCAGAGGAAGCGCAAAGCACUUUACAAGCAGAAUGUGAUCAGUAUAGAGCCAUCCUUGCAGAGACAGAAGGAAUGCUUCGAGACCUGCAGAAGAGUGUGGAGGAGGAGGAGCAAGUGUGGAAAGCAAAGCUCACGGCGUCUGAAGAAGAGCUUCAGAAGUCUCAACUCCAGCUGAAAUCCCUUGAAGACAUGGUGGAGAAGUUGAAAGCAGAUCUGCAGAGCACAGAUCAGAUAAAGGAAUACACCUCUCUUCUGGAAACACAACUGGAAAAUCACUUGGAGACAGCAAGCUCUGAACGCCAGAACUACACAAAAGAAGUUGAAGUUUUGAGGCAGCUCUUGUCAGAGUCCCAGGAGCAGCUGGAGGCAGCAAAGACGGAAACCCAGAAGCAGAGCAAGGAACUUGCCCUGUUGAAAACCCAGCUGGAGCAAAAUGAAGCACUGGUGGAGAAGGAGCAAGUGCUGCGGCAAAAGCUGGCACUGGAGCUGGAGGAGGCCCAGAGAUCGGCGUGCAGUUUGCAGGCAGAGCUGGAAAAGCUGAGACUGGCUGAAAAUGCAGCAGCUUCAGGCACAGAAGAGACCCAGCAUCUCAAGGGGGAAGAGGACAGCUCGAAGGAAGGGACUUCAGUUUGAUGAGCCUUUGACCUGGACCUUACCAUUCAACUUACCAAAAUGCCUUACACAUUCCUUAAAAAAGAUAUAUGCUGACUUUACUGUAGAUAAAAGAUACAAGCCAUUAGUGACCCAAACCCUAGUUUUGAAACCUAAAAAAAGAAAGAGAAAAAUAUAUCUACCCAACCCCCUCAGCCAGUUAAACACUGCAGCUGGGUGUUUGUAAGGAAAUCUUCAUACUGUUUUGUACAACUGUUCCUUGCCCAGGGAGCUGCUCCGGCUGCGUUGGGGCCUCCCCCUCCUGCCAGGGCAGAUCCCACGAGUGUGUGAAAAGGGAAUUCUGUUUGUACAUCAACUGGUGCAAUUUUUAUGGUGUUAUUUUUAAAUUGUUUUCUUUCCUUUUUUUUUUUGUUUUUGGAGUGAAAGUUAAGUGUGAAAGGCCCACCAUGGAAGGAAGCCUCCCUUUGCCGGGGGGCUCUUGGCACGUAUCCUUUGGUGUAUUUCUGGGUGUCAAUGCAAUUAAAAUGAUACAGUUCAAA
This is a messenger RNA of Colius striatus (speckled mousebird), 3389 nucleotides long. RefSeq names its product ribosome binding protein 1 (gene RRBP1). Bases 118 to 2871 code for a protein of 917 amino acids. Lineage: Eukaryota; Metazoa; Chordata; Aves; Coliiformes; Coliidae. Gene Ontology annotation, biological process: protein transport. The transcript has 22 exons. The record is from RefSeq and is a predicted model, not a curated record. Gene Ontology annotation, cellular component: endoplasmic reticulum membrane.